Molecule: messenger RNA, 1419 nt
Organism: Paramecium octaurelia
Lineage: Eukaryota; Ciliophora; Oligohymenophorea; Peniculida; Parameciidae
Source: the annotation of a GenBank genome assembly
AUGAUCAAUCUACAUUCAGAUUCCUAACAAACAAUUGAGUAACAAGACUAAGAAGUUUAUCACUUGAUUGAGAAAGAAAAGGAAUUGCAACAAAACAGUAUAAAUUUGAUUCCUAGUGAAAAUUAUGCCUCUAGAGCAGUAGCUGAAGCAUAGUCAUGUGUCUUUGGCUCGAGAUAUGCUCCUGGUAAUAUCUAUCUUAUUAUUAUAUACUAGGUCCUUAGGGAGGCAAAUAUGCACCCCAAGUAGAGAAUUACGAUGCAAUUGAAAAGCUGUGUCAAGAUAGAGCACUGGCAGCAUUUUCAUUGGAUCCUUAAGAAUGGGGAGUGAAUGUUUAGAUGGGAAGUGGAAUUACAGCUAAUUUAGCCAUAUUUUUAGGAUUAUUAGAACCGAAAGAUAGAAUUAUGAGUAUGGAAUUUUAAUAAGGUGGACACUUUUCCCAUGGUUACUAAGUUGGAGAAAAGAAGUUAUCUCCUGUCAACAGAAUCUUUGAAGUCCUCUUUUAUUAACUUAAUGAAGUAUAUUUAGAGAUUUACCUUUUAGGAAACAUAGGAAAUCGAUUACGAUAAGGUUGAAUUAUUGGCUAAGUCAUUUAAGCCAAAGCUAAUUGUCGCUGGUUGUUCAGCCUACAGUAGAUUAAUCAACUUUGAAAGAUUCAGAACCAUUUGUGAUUAAGUGGGGGCUCUUUUAUUAGCUGACAUAGCUCAUACGAGUGGUUUAAUGUCAGCAGGUGUUAUUCCUUCUCCAUUCCCUUUUGCAGACGUUGUAAUGAGUACUACUCACAAAUCGUACAAUUUAUUCUAUAUAAUAGUUUACGAGGACCAAGAGGAAGUUUAAUUUAUUAUAAAUUACAAUACAAAAAUAGAAUUGAUGAAUCAGUUGCCCCAGGAUUAGUAGCUGGUGCUCAUUUCCAUACAAUUACUGCCAUAGCUGUGGCAUUAAAAGAGGCUUAAUCAUCAUCCUUUAAACAACUCUAGUAGAAUGUUGUUGAAAAUAAUAAACAUUUUGCAGCUGAAUUCUAAAGAUUAGGAUUUGGUUUGAUUGGAGGGAAAACUGAAAAUCACUUAAUUUUGGUAGACUUGAGAAAUUUUAAUGUUGAUGCUAUUAAAAUGGAGUAUAUCUUAAGUUUGAUUAACAUACAAUGUAAUAAAAACUAUGUUCCGUUUGACACAGUUUCUUAUCAAAGGGCUUUGAGAAUAGGGUAGUUAUGAUAUUAAUAAAAGAUCAAUCCCAUUAACAGUCAGACAGGCUACUAAAGAGCAUUUCACAAGAUUAGCCGAAAUCAUAAAAUAAUCAGUUGAAUUGGUUUAAACUGUUACCAGUGACAUUAAGUAAUGGGCAACAGAAAAUUAGGAUAAAUUGAUGCCUUUGAAAUAAAAAGUUAUUUAAUUGGCUAAUGAGUUGCCAAUUCCUUGGAUGUGA